Mesocricetus auratus (golden hamster) is the source of this 7367-nucleotide messenger RNA. RefSeq names its product contactin 1 (gene Cntn1). Gene Ontology annotation, molecular function: cell-cell adhesion mediator activity. Gene Ontology annotation, biological process: brain development; cell-cell adhesion. NCBI's taxonomy places the organism in Eukaryota, Metazoa, Chordata, Mammalia, Rodentia, Cricetidae. The record is from RefSeq and is a predicted model, not a curated record. The coding region runs from base 215 to 2104 and encodes 629 amino acids. The transcript has 16 exons.
CCGGCUUCUGCUGUCAAGUAGCUGAGGUGGGCUCCGCCUAAGCGAGGAGUGGCUCCGGUGGGAGAUGCGCUCCCAGCUGUUUGCGGCGGGAGCGGGAAAGCUGUAGGGCCCGGCAGCGCGGCGGCGACAGGAGAGGGGAACAGGUGUUUCAUAGUAUUCAACUGCCAUAAAGCUUUCCUUGUUUUUGAAAACUGAACCAUCUACUUAACCGAAGAUGAAAAUGCCAUUGCUGGUCAGCCAUCUCCUGCUAAUCUCCGUCAUAUCCUGUCUAGGAGAGUUCACAUGGCACAGAAGAUAUGGUCAUGGAGUUUCUGAGGAGGACAAAGGAUUUGGACCCAUUUUUGAAGAGCAACCAAUCAAUACCAUUUACCCAGAGGAGUCACUGGAAGGAAAAGUUUCACUCAACUGCCGGGCACGGGCCAGCCCAUUUCCAGUUUACAAAUGGAGAAUGAAUAAUGGGGAUGUUGACCUGACAAAUGACCGAUACAGUAUGGUAGGAGGAAACCUUGUCAUCAAUAAUCCUGACAAGCAGAAAGAUGCUGGGGUCUACUACUGCUUGGCAUCAAAUAACUAUGGAAUGGUCAGAAGCACUGAGGCAACCCUGAGUUUUGGAUAUCUCGACCCCUUUCCUCCUGAGGAGCGUCCCGAGGUGAAAGUGAAGGAAGGGAAGGGCAUGGUGCUUCUCUGUGACCCUCCGUACCACUUUCCAGAUGACCUUAGUUACCGCUGGCUCCUGAAUGAGUUUCCUGUAUUUAUCACAAUGGACAAACGAAGAUUUGUGUCUCAGACCAAUGGCAAUCUCUACAUUGCAAAUGUCGAGUCUUCUGAUAGAGGCAACUACUCCUGCUUUGUAUCCAGUCCUUCUAUUACAAAAAGUGUGUUCAGCAAGUUUAUCCCCCUCAUCCCAAUACCUGAACGAACAACAAAGCCAUACCCUGCUGAUAUUGUAGUGCAGUUCAAGGACAUAUAUACCAUGAUGGGCCAAAAUGUGACUUUAGAGUGUUUCGCUCUUGGAAACCCUGUCCCAGAUAUCCGGUGGCGGAAGGUGCUAGAACCCAUGCCUAGCACUGCUGAGAUAAGCACCUCAGGGGCUGUCCUCAAGAUCUUCAAUAUCCAGUUAGAAGAUGAAGGCAUCUAUGAAUGUGAGGCUGAGAACAUUAGAGGAAAGGACAAGCACCAGGCAAGAAUUUAUGUUCAAGCAUUUCCUGAAUGGGUAGAGCAUAUCAAUGACACUGAGGUGGACAUAGGCAGUGACCUCUACUGGCCUUGCGUGGCCACAGGGAAACCCAUCCCUACCAUCAGGUGGCUGAAAAACGGGUAUGCGUACCACAAAGGGGAACUAAGACUGUAUGACGUGACUUUUGAAAAUGCUGGGAUGUACCAGUGCAUAGCGGAAAACGCGUAUGGCUCCAUCUAUGCAAAUGCCGAGCUCAAGAUCCUGGCUUUAGCUCCGACUUUUGAAAUGAAUCCUAUGAAGAAAAAGAUCCUGGCUGCUAAAGGAGGAAGAGUUAUCAUUGAAUGUAAACCCAAGGCUGCACCGAAACCCAAAUUUUCAUGGAGCAAAGGGACUGAGUGGCUUGUCAACAGCAGCAGAAUACUCAUAUGGGAAGAUGGUAGCUUGGAAAUCAAUAAUAUUACAAGGAAUGAUGGAGGAGUCUAUACAUGCUUUGCAGAAAAUAAUAGGGGAAAAGCCAAUAGCACUGGGACUCUGGUGAUCACAAAUCCCACACGAAUCAUUUUGGCUCCAAUUAAUGCUGAUAUCACAGUUGGAGAAAAUGCUACAAUGCAAUGUGCAGCAUCCUUUGAUCCUGCCCUGGAUCUCACAUUUGUUUGGUCCUUCAAUGGCUACGUGAUUGAUUUUAACAAAGAAAUUACACAUAUUCAUUACCAGAGGAAUUACAUGCUCGAUGCCAACGGGGAGCUGCUCAUCCGAAAUGCCCAACUGAAGCAUGCAGGAAGAUAUACAUGCACAGCACAGACCAUCGUGGACAAUUCUUCAGCUUCGGCUGACCUUGUGGUACGAGGUAAAAAGAGAAAAGAUGGAGAGAAAAACAUGGUGGACCCCUUUUUCCCCGUCUGUGCCAGCCUGCCUCCAACCUGGUGAUCUGGACACUCACCUGUUGUCUGAAAGCCCCACCCCCAUCUCGAACUUAAAACGUGCCAAAGUAGAUUUGACUAAUUAACCCAACCUUGUAGCUUUUGCCAUGUCUUUCUCCAUCCUAGUUUGUAGAGGAUGUUUGAGACUUCUUAACAUGCUUUGAAGUGAGAGGAUUUAAAACUCUGGAUUAGCUUCACUAACACCUGAAAACAAUGCCUUAGCUCGCUAACCUAGGGCAUCAUAGUAUACUAGCCCAGUAAAAGUCCCUGUUUCCUAUCCUGUUUUUCUUUGAGAUUAUUUAUCUCAGAAGUUAGUGCAUCACCAUAAAACAUUAUGAAGAACUGGUGAUAUAUAAAACAGGAGUGUUGUGGCUACAUGAACUGUUUAAUUGAUUGAAGCAGGUAAUGAAGUGUUGUCCAAUUCACCAGUCACUUUAAUUGGAGAGAGAGAUGGGUGGGACCACACUACAAGUGACUUUUUAUCUAACACUGCCUUUCAUACUUUUGGGGGAACAGUUAUCAUGACUUUCAAGAGGUCUUGGGGCAAAGUCUGGGUUUGGGGAAUGAACUUGGACAGUGAAUAGAGCAAGAUUCAUAGGAAGAAGGCUAAGUCUUCUACAGCAUGCUUUCAAGUUAAAGGGUGGUGACUCCUACCAUAAUCCUUCUUGGCCAUCUCCUUAAGGAGGAAGGUUGGGGUUUGUAUUAUGAUUGAGCUGAAGUGAAUUUUGAAUCUGAAUGUGCAAUUCUUCCAGGGACUGCUUACAUUUCCCCCGUUUUCUUAUUUGGAGAGAAACAUACUUAAAAUUCUUAAUUUUUCCCCAGAGGCAAUUUUGCCCUUCUUAGACAGUUUUAUGUUUAGUAAUGAGAUAUUAUUUGAUCCUUUCAUUUAGUGAUUUGUGACCCCCCCCACCCAGCAACUUCAUCUGUGAUUGGGAAAACUCAGGAACCAUUUGAGGGAUGUGUAUAUUACUCUUAAAUAAUUACACAUGGAUAGUUGCUCUGCAAGUAAUUUUCAAAGGACAAAUGUCUCUUGAUUUCUUAUAUUCAUCCUUUAUAUCUUGCAGUUGUGGUAUAGGCAUAAAGAAUUACCUACAUUAAUUUCUAUUUUAGUACAUAUUUAAAAAUAUUUCAGGGGUUUUCUGGAGUGUGUCUGUAAACAUCACCAUGGAAACACACGUGAGUCUCUACUUAGGGCAUUUUAUUAUAUAAUCUGUAUGUGAGGUGAUACCUCCAAGACCGGAGAAGAAAGUAAAGAAUGAAAAUUCAGAAAGAAAUUGCAUGAUAGGAAAGCAUGCUUGUGUUUAAACAAGAAUGGUUUCUUAGCUUUACUAACUUCCUCCAAAUCUCACUUCUAAGUGGGGUAGUGUCUCUUUUUUUUAAUCAGUGUCAGAGGAUGUUUGCUAUUUAUCUCUGUUUUACACUUCUCAAACUUGAACUGUAGCAUACCACACCGGUUUGAUUUUGUACAUUACAAAUGAGCCAUUAUCCUAACAAAUUUCCUGGUUUCAGCAGGCCUGUUGCAAUGAAGGGUCUUUAAUUUAACUAUCUGGUAAUGGAGGAACAAUUGGCCAGCUAAAAUUUAUAUAUUUUUCCUCUGUUGACAAGUUUUAUUUUGAGAUUAUUUUGGUCAAUUAAAGGGUGAUACUUCUCAUAAUUUCUGCAUCCUUAGCCUCUUGAAACUUCAUCUGAUUGAAUCACACUGGAAAAAUUAACACUGAGUACAGAAUAAGUGUUGGGAUGCCUUUUUAUUUUAUUACAAACUGGCUAUUUAUCAGAAGAGAGAGAAUAACCACUUUAGAAUCAGCGACAUUUGUUUUAAAAAAUGAGUGGUAUGAAAGAGACUCUUGAGAAAUGUUUGGCAGGCAGCAUUGGAAAGCAGUUCACGUUGCAGACACGUGAUCUAAGCUUUCAAAUUGACAUCCCAGGAUUUAGUCACAUUGUGCUAGGAAGGUUUGUAACCUAUCAUGACCAUACUCUGUCUCUGACUGCCCAAGUGGUUCUGUCUUUCUAGACCAGAGUUCUUUUAUAAAAUACACAGAUACUGGCUGCAAGAAGCACUGAGCACGGGGCUCCCUCUUUGUCUACCAGUAGUCAAUGAUUUAGUAGGAAAAAGAUUAAGGUCCAAGACUACAUUAGUGAAAGAAUCUAUGGGUGUGACAAAUGAGACUCUCUGCCACCCCAGAGAUACUGGACAUUUCCGUAUUCCUUCACUGGUUAACAGAACUAACACAAGCUUCAGUGGUCAUUUGUGGACUCCCCAGUGCCUGGACAUAACCCUGGGAAGGAGGCUGGUAGCUAGCUGUGCUUCAUCCUACAAGGAUGAAGGCUGAUGGCCCAGAGCAUCCUCUGUCAACAGUCUCCUAGGUCACAAAAGCAGGAGAGAAAGAACAUGUGGAUGAGGAACAGAAAGUGUGGAGCCAGUGAUACAAGGGUCUGUCCAUGCCUCCAUCUGAGUAUUUGUCUAUGCCUUCACCUGAGCAGUACAGGAAGAUACCCUUAGCCAGGCAGGAGGCCUAUCACAUCACAAGCCUUCCUGGCAUCAUCUGGCUGGAUCAGGAAACAGAGAUCAGCCUGUCUGUAGAGAUGUCACAUCAGCUCAAAGCUAUGCAAUGCAGAAGGCCCAGGAAAGGCUGUGAGGCAACUGAAGUAGAAGGAUGAAAAGCAGAAUGCUGCUUCCACCAACUUUAUUCUCUUUUCCAUCUUUCUCUUCCUUUUCCUCCCUUCCUUCCUUUACUUCUUUUUCUACUUUUACUGUUUCCCCAUGUAUUUAAUGGUGGUAAGAAACAUUAAUAGCUUGAGUUUGCUAGAGCUAGUCAUAAAAAUAUAUCUGUUCAUCACCUACAAUAAGCUUUUUAUUAAAUAUAAUAUUUUCAUUAAUUAAGAAUUUCAUACAUGUAUACAAUGUACUUUGACCAUAUUUGUCCUCUACUCCUCCUCCAACCCAGUCCAAAGCCCACAACCCUUCCUCCCAACUUCAGGCCCUUGUUUUAAUUUGUGAAUCCCAUGUAUUCAUGGGUGUGGAACCACCCACUGCAGCAUGACUGAUCUACCAGGGGCUACACCUUUGGGGAAAACUGAUUUUCUCCCACCCCCAGCAACAAUUACCUUUCAGUAUUGCCCAUAUAAAUGCUGGGAACCAUGUGCCUCUCCUACCACAAGGUUGGGGUGUAGACUGGUUGCAUCAUGUUUUGGCAACCAAGGCUGUUGUGAGCUCAUAAGUGCAUCUUCUCCAUCUUUUGCCCUGGUCUUCUCUGACCUCUGGCUCUUACAAUAUUUCCACCCAUCUUCUGAGAUUGCCUAUGAGUUCUGGGGAAAAGCCACCUGACCUCUUUAGUAAUUAAGAGAAAGAAAUAUAUUGAAGAAUAAUUUAAAUUCCAAGGCCCCUUCCAGAUGAUGAAAUUUUAUUUUAUGGUGAUGUAACCUUGAGAUGAAAAUGUGCUCAUAGGAAUUAUUAUCUUCUGGAUUUCUGGAUGAGGAAGUCCUAAGAAAUGCUGAAUAUAUGGCAAAAUUCUGAAAAUGUGUGUAGUAGCCAUCUGCUCAUAUUCUUCUAGAUGUCAGAGCUUCCCAUAAGGAGUUAUUUAGAGUACACAGAGAUGAAAGAAAAGGAGAAAGGGAGAAAGGCAGGAAGGGGAGGGACCUGGAAGUCACAAUUGUAUGUAACACCCAUACCCCCACAUUGCAGUGACAAGGGGCUCAGGAAAGGACUCUCCUUAUUGAGUGUCUUCUUUUGUUCUCGGGCACACAGUUUCUUUAUCCCAUUUUCUACCCCAGCAAUGUCAUUCUGGACAAACAAACAAAAAAAAAAAACAACCAAGUAACAUUAACAUCCAUUUCUGAAAACCCCUCUGUGGGAGAUGCAGCAGCCUGACCUGGGGUCAGCUCAGGCCAUCCAGAAUUCCAUGCUCCACGGUAGCUGAACAGCCUACAUUUUCUUUCAUUUCCAUCAAAUGCCUCAGAAAACACUUACUUCAGUUUCUAGAGUCCCUGCUGCUUUAAGAUCAUAAAUGAGCAGCUCUUGCUAAGAGCAAUCGCUGCUUCCAGGAGCUGUGGCUCCUAGAAAACUCUUCCAACAAUAAUGACAGUUGAUGUUUUCUAAGGGUUCUGAGGACUAGGCCUGCCUAGAACUGAAGUCUUUAAGGUUGUUAUCUUAGUCACAACAACAGUCUGAUGAUGAACUCAUAUUAUUCCCAUUUUAUAUAUGAAGAAGCAAGAACUCGGUAGUUUAAAAACCCUGGCCGUGUUAUAUUAGCAUGUGAAUUUUAAAGGCAUGUUUAUUUUGAAUUCUCCAAUUCCAACUUCUGUAAUAGUAUGAUUUUCCCACUCUUAGUGAAAUCUCUGUGUAGCAGAGAAAUAUAAGAAAUAGCCAGGUGAGAGACUAGGGAGGUAGCACAGCCAUUAUAGCCCAAAACUCAUAAUAAGAGGUAAUGAAGCAGGAAGCCUAUUUUAUAUUAGAUGGAAUAUUGCAAAGUAAUAUCACAUAAGGGAUUUUGAGGUGCAGGCCACUCCCUCAGUGCCACUUCCUGGUCGUACAGCAUCUCAAGGUUUGUAUGUGAAUGAAGGGUGCAUUAUGGAUGACGAUAAGGACAUCAGCUGGGAUCAGUUCAUUCAUAUGGUCAACAAUGGACCCUUACAAGCCAGGCAAGCAUCAGAGGUCAACAUCACAAAUAGCAACUACAUAUUUGCUCAAAAAUCCCGUUUUUCUGUCACUGAGUAACUCAACAGAAUUAUGGUGCCCACAGUGUUCCUAACAAAUAUACUAAUGUAUGCAACACCAUGCAAUCUUUGUGCAAUAUGGCUCACCCGAAACUCCAAGAAUUUCAGAGAAAAACAGCAGGGAAAUGAUGUGUACAUGAGCAGGUGGAAGCUAUCCUGAGACUUUCUUCUUCAAGCCCUUGUAACGUUGCUAUUCACUAAUGAUCAGCAGAGUUUGGGGGCAGCAUAGAAGCUUAUCUAUCUUUAAAAAUAACUUCUUUCCUCUUUUGUAUUGAUUUUCUAUUUUAAUUUUCUGCAGUGCUAUGACCAGUAUUUGAUUUUCCUGUAAGUCUCAUUAACCAGCUGACCUGUGCUUCAGUCUGAUUUUUCCAUGUUAAAAAAAGCAAAACGUGGUAUAUUCUCCUUGAAUAGCAAGUGUGCUCUAUAUUAUGCACAUGUCAGUAUUUGAUUGUUUAACAUUGAAUAUAAGCACCCUCAUAGAUGAUGAAUUUUAAAGCUCUUUUGCCUUUAUUGUGUUCAUAUGUAUCCUUCUAAGGAAUAAAAUUUACUGCCAGCAA